AUGUCCCAAGGUACAAUUUUCUCGCAGCUGAAAAUACGAAAGAAGCGCCAAGAAGUGGCCUUCUUUGAAUCCAACGCCGACGCCAAUGAUGUCGAGGCGGGCGAACAUUUUAUAACAGAGCUCGAUAAGGGCGAUAAGCGGCUCGGCCUGUUUUCUUCGAUCGGCUUGAUAUGCAAUAGAAUGCUCGGGACAGGUAUCUUUGUCGUUCCCGCGAAGAUCUUCCAGUUGACUGGCUCAGUAUACUUUGCGCUAGGGUUAUGGGUACUAGGAGCUUUAAUUGCUCUAGCAGGUCUUUAUGUUUACAUGGAAUUUGGAACUGCAAUACCGCGGAACGGUGGCGAGAAGAACUACCUUGAGUUCAUCUUCAAGAAACCGAAAUUCUUCAUUACGUCAAUGUACUCAGCAUAUGUCAUCUUUUUAGGCUGGGCCGCAGGUAACUCUGUGAUGGCAGCUGCAAUGUUCCUUGAUGCUGGAAAGGUCGAGGCAACACGUUGGCGUGAACGCGGUCUUGGAGUUGCGGUCAUUUUCUUCUGCUUCCUUGUCAACUCUCUCAGUGUCAAAGCUGGGUUGUACUUCCAGAACAUUUUGGGUGUGUUCAAGAUUGGAACUAUCAUUUUCAUUGCUAUUACAGGUCUCGUUGCUCUUGGAGGUCAUAUCGACGGCGCUCCCGGCACGGAGAACUUCCGUCACAGUCCGUCAGACCUAUCCCCCUCUGCAUACACCAUCGUCAAUGCAUUAUAUCAAGUUAUUUGGUCGUUUGUUGGGUACUCUAAUGUGAACUACGCUCUUGGGGAGGUGAAGAAUCCAGUCAGAACGCUAAAGAUUGCAGGUCCUAGUUCAUUGGCUGUGCUUGGUACGCUAUACCUCCUCGUCAACGUUGCAUUUUUCGCAGUCGUACCUAUGGAAAUACUAAAGGACGCGGGUAUGAACUUAACGCCUAAGUUCUUCGACAUUGCAUUUGGCGACAAGGCUAGAAGGGCGUCCGCCAUCUUUAUUGGACUGAGUGCAUUGGGAAACGUGUGCUCAGUGAUCUUCUCGCAGGGUAGAAUUGUCCAGCAAUUAGGAAGAGAAGGUGUGUUGCCUUUCACCAGCUUCUUCGCGUCCUCAAAGCCAUUCAAUUCGCCAAUGGCUGGCCUUUUCCAGCACAUGAUUAUCUGUGCCAUCACGAUACUUGCUCCUCCUCCAGGAGAUGCAUACGACUUUGUUUUGAACUUGAUUUCCUAUCCAAUGAAUAUCAUCAACUUUAUCCUCGCAUGCGGUUUGAUCUGGAUCUACUGGCAGCGGCGCCAGAGCAAGCUCGAGUGGAAUCCUCCGAUCAGAGCUGGCUACUUUGUCACUUCAUUCUUCCUGAUUGCGAACUUGUAUUUGAUCGUGGCGCCUUACGUGCCACCGCCAAGCGGGUCCUCCGUCUACAAGUCGCUUCCCUACUACAUUCACUGUGUCGUUACGUGGGCUAUUUUUGCAGUUGGCAGCAUCUACUGGCUAAUAUGGUCGCGCUUGCUACCUAAGUGGAACAACUACGAACUAGUCCACUCCGAAGUGCUAGGCGAAGACGGCUUCUGGAGAAAUAAGAUAGUCAAGAAAUACGCUGGGGAAGACAGCGUUAGCACCCCUGAUGGGGGAAGUGACUCCACCCUGAAGGAGGGUUUCUCGGGGAUUGGUGUCAAGCAAAGUAUUGUACAAUGA
This is a messenger RNA of Eremothecium gossypii ATCC 10895, 1686 nucleotides long. It is a transcript of the gene MUP1, whose product is annotated as Mup1p. Gene Ontology annotation, biological process: amino acid transmembrane transport. Gene Ontology annotation, molecular function: L-amino acid transmembrane transporter activity. Gene Ontology annotation, cellular component: membrane. The coding region runs from base 1 to 1686 and encodes 561 amino acids. Lineage: Eukaryota; Fungi; Ascomycota; Saccharomycetes; Saccharomycetales; Saccharomycetaceae. The record is from RefSeq and is marked provisional. The transcript has a single exon.